GGUAUUUGUGCAGUGGAGAGCUCUGAACUUGCGAAGUGGCAGAGGACAGGGAGCUGAGCGCGCGCUACGCAGCACUGCGUCCCCCUUUACGCACGGUGACGCGCACGCUCACCGGAGUCGCCGCUGCUUGACUGCCGCUCCUCCUGGAGAGAAUCGCACAUGAGCGCCCUGACAGACGCCAGUAGACCUUCACCGACGGACCACCGUCAGAGAGACUGAGGGAAGCUGUUGAUCUCCGGUUUUUUCCCUCCACAGCUCCAUUCCACACCCUGCGCUUCUCUGGAUUACAGAGAGAGGAGCGGCCAGCCUCGGCGCAAAUAACUCCUGAAAACCAUGCACUGGUGGAUGAAGUUAGUGUUGUUGUAUAGCUGCUGCUUUGGAGCAAGUGCAGACUUCGAUGGCAGGUGGCCGCGACAGAUGGCGUCAUCCAACGGCCUGUGUCGAUACGGAGCCAGGGUGGACUGCUGCUGGGGGUGGACGCGCCGCUCGUGGGGUCACUGCCAGCCUCUCUUCGCCUUUACUCACAGAGUAGUCGGGAUAAGGUGCCAGCCCCAAGCGGUGUGUCAGCCUGCCUGUAAACAUGGAGACUGUGUUGGACCAAAUAAGUGCAAGUGCCACCCCGGCUUCACCGGAAAGACCUGCAAUCAAGAAGAAGCGUUGGACCAUUUAACUCAGCCAGUAUGGACCAGUCACCUUCCUAUCAUUCUUCCUGUGGACCGUCAGCCAGUGACAGAGGACCUGAAUGAAUGUGGGCUGAAGCCGAGGCCCUGUAAACACAGAUGCAUGAACACGUUUGGGAGCUACAAAUGCUACUGCCUGAAUGGCUACAUGCUGAUGCCUGAUGGAACCUGUGGAAAUGCUCGGACUUGUGGCAUGGCCAACUGUCAGUAUGGCUGUGAAGUGCUGAAAGGGGAGGUUCGAUGUCAGUGUCCGUCACCAGGGCUACAGCUGGCUCCGGAUGGAAGGACCUGCGUGGAUGUGGAUGAGUGUGCAGCAGGGAUUGCGGUGUGCCCCAGGUUCAGAAAAUGCAUCAACACCUUUGGCAGCUACAUCUGCAAGUGCCAUGAAGGCUUUGACCUGCAAUACAUCAAUGGAAAAUACCAGUGCUUCGAUGUGGACGAGUGCGUUUCGGGUCAGAGCCACUGCAGCAGCUUCGCCAACUGCUACAACACGCCAGGCUCCUACAAGUGCAAGUGCAAAGAUGGCUACAGGGGCAUGGGACAUGACUGUAAACCCAUUCCAAAGGUGGUUAUUGACCCCCCAAGACCUGGAAAAGUACCUCCAAAUCAUCACAACCUCAUCCCAGGUUUUGACCACAAAAGAACCACCACCACCCGUCCACCUGUGACUCAGAAAAAAGUCUACCCCAUUCGCCCUAAAUCGACCACCAAAGCUCCUCUGCCUCCCAGUAAGGUCACGCCAUCCCCACGCAAGCCUGCAGUUCCCACCCGAAAGCCCUUCGUGCCCACCAGAAGGCCGUCAAUACCCACACGCAAGCCCUUGAUCACACCAAAACCAGCCGCUCCCACAAAACCACCACUGACUCCACCUCCAGUCACGCCAGUGGACAACACCAUCCAGAAGGAAGUCACCAAAAAGCGAGGGGAUGUGCAAAUCCCUCGGAACCAUGACCAGAACACUGUCCUCGGCUCCGACUUUGACAUUGAACUGGGCAACACAGCAGAUGAAGUCAGGGAUGAUCCAGAGUCGGGGUAUCUGAGCUGCUCCUUUGAUGAUGGUCUUUGUGGGUGGAUCAGGGACAAAGAUGGAGACCUGCACUGGGAGACGACGCCUGAUCCAACAGGUGGGCGUUACCUUACCAUUCCUGAAGUGGGAAACAAAAGGACUGGACGAGGAGCCCGACUAGUUCUUCCUCUCACCCCGCCCUGGAAUGAUGGCAAUUUGUGCUUGUCCUUCCGGCACAAGCUAGCGGGUCACCAUGUGGGAAUGCUUCAAGUGUUUGUGAAGAAAGGAAAGCAGUACAGUCCUGCGGUGUGGGGCCGAACAGGUGGUAAUGGCUGGAGGCACACCCAAAUCACGCUGUGGGGUACAGGCCUGGAAAGUGUGAUCCUAAAGGGAGAGCGUGGGCGUGGCAGAAGCGGAGAAAUGGCAGUUGAUGACAUCACCUUAAGGAAAGGCACUUGCACAGAGGAACACAAUCUCAGGAGACUCUGAUGUCCAGAGAAGGGCAGCAAAAAAGCUAGAGGGACACUCAACUUAAAGGAGAACUGACUCCGUUGUGACACCCCCACCCUCUCUCUGCCCGGGCCCUCACCUGUCCCUCCAUCAUCACUCUGACUAUGAAUGGUAUCUGAAAGCUAGUUGGUCAGCAGAAAACUGGGUUUCUUUUAUUUGGCUGUAUAUGAACAAAAAGUACUGAAAUGAUUCUCAUGGACAGAUCCCAGCAGCACCAUCCUCUCCAAACGUUGUUCUGGUAAAUAUCAGGGAACCUGCCCCGCCGACCCCCAAAAUCCCGGCAUAACAUGAAACAAGGAUCCAAGUCACUCAUUUGUUUGGAGAAUUGUUCCAUUCCUUUGAAGCCUGCUCUACCAAACCUUAAUGUUUAUAUGUACAAGUCUAUUCCUUUAAUAUUCUGGGAGGUGAAGCAUAAAAGCCCAUCUCUUGAGAGUUGUGAUCAGGAAAAUGUAUGGUUAGUCUGAUGACAGGAAGUUUAACAAUUGUGUAAAGAAAACGUUUUUUAAAUCUAAAAACUCAUUUAAAAAGUACUGUUUGUCAAAAAACCUUUUUUCUUCUUCUAUACAUUUAUUGCAACAUUUGUUCUGCUUACUGAAAUGAAUAUUUCAGCUCAAGAGAACCCAAUGCAGACAUUUUUUUUACACUUUUACACACCUAAUGCUUCAGUUUUUCCACAUACUGUAUAAUCUAAGCAGUACUAAACAAACAUAGGACUGUAUAGAUAUGCGAAUAUCCGUUUAAUGCCAACUGUAAAAUUAAUCAAUUUGAAAAUUAAAUGAAUUUAAUUUACAAUUAAAAUUAAUUUACAGUUUUAGCAGAUUUAGACAACUUUUCUAACAUUUCAUCACAUUUCAGUCACUCUGACAAUAGACAACAGGUGUCAAGUAGAAACCUUACUGGUUUAAGUGCUUAACAUGAAUCUAAACAUAAAUGUUCAAUGUUGAAUCGCUCUGGGAAAAUGUCAAAUUUAAAUGUUACAUCUAAAUGUAUAUCUAAUUGCAGAAUCAUCUUUAGUAAUAUUUUUUACAACAAAAUAAUAAAUUCAAGUGCAAAGUAUUAAUGUAAUUAAAUGUUAUGUCUAAAUGUUAAUUUUAGAUUUACAUGCUUUUUGUUAAAUCUAAUCCUAAUCGCAAAACGCAGCAAAGCAUAAUAGUGAUGUGUAUGUUUUAUUAAAAAGAAAUGUAAAAUUACAAUCCAAAUGAUUAAUGCACACAGACAAGUUAAUCUUUAAAUCUAAGUAGAAAUGUUUAGAAAACGAAUUAUUUAGGCUGCGACCGAAGAAGCUUUGAUGGGGGGAGAACACAGCUGGGUGUUUUUGCGCAAUUUCUAAAACAAACAUUCUGUCAUAAGGGUUUAUUCAUCAGUAGAGUGCACCUUACAGCCCAUCACCUCCCUAAUGGCCCUAUAGUUUGAUCCACCUAAAGUUUUGCAGAAGACCUGAAACCGAAGAGUAAAAGAAAAACAGCUUUUCUCAUUGGAUUUCUUCAACGGAUUGAAUCUUGCAGUCCAUAUAUCUUCUAUUAUGUCUCUUUAAGUGUUCAUGUGCUUAGUUACAUUUAAUUUUUGCUGUGCUUAAAGGUCCACAGGUGUGGGUUUCCUGCAUUGGGCCUCACAACAUCAGGCUUCUUCAAAUGGACAAGGUCUAAUUAACAUAUUUUCCUCAACAUUUAUAUAGCGAUAAAAAAUUUAAAUUAAACAUUUGCGUUUAUAUUAUUAUUUUUUUUUACAUUUACAUUUUUAUUGUGUUUUAGGUUUAACAUUUACGUUUACUAUUAUGUAAAUGAUAAAUGUGAAUUUAUCUUGAGAAAUUAACAUUUGAAUCUAAAAAUUGAGAACUCUAAUUGACAGAUAUUCAAUAUCUAGUGUGGAUUAACAUAUAUAUGAAUCUGCCUUCAAAGUUACAAUGAACUUUUUAAUUCUUGCCUAUCUAAUGAAUUCACAUUCAGUAGAUAUGUUUAAGAUUCAGGAAACAGUGUGCUUUAAAGUAACAAAUAUAAUAUUUAUCGGCUGUAAUUCAUGUAAAUGUGAUGAAAAUGUGACAAAUGGGAGAAAAGUUGCCUAUAUCUUUUAAAUCUAGGGUCUAAUUUGAACUAGCGGAACUUUUCCUUUCCACACAUUGUCACAUUCAUUUAUGUUCUUGCCUGGCAGAGGAAUGAUGAGGAGGCACAGGGUUGUAUUUGUUUUGGUUUGCACUUUGCACGGAUGAUAUCAGUGAUUUAACAUGUGGGCAGUAUUGUCAGUAAAAAACAAGCAACCCAAACCAAAACGGUAAAGCUCAUUAUUACAAAGUCCUGUUAUAGUAAUCUAAUAAUAUACAAGGAACGACAUCCCCUUGAAGCUUUCUGUCUGCUUUCGAGAUGUUUUUCCUACUUUUUCUUCACAAUAAUUCACAAUAAUUGAGAUUUGUGCUGCAGGCCUCAUAAUGCACUGUUUAUGUUAUUUACUCUUUUUGCUUUCCUACUUUUUCAGUCGCAUUGUAGUAAACCCCAUUGGGAUUCACUUAUAAGUGAGACUAUAUUUACAGGUGGGCUGCUUGUUUGGUUUAGAUCGUUGGUCCUUCUAACCCAGCAACCCCCCUGUUUGUUUUCCAGCUUAGCUGGCUCACCUGCAUUGAGUGUGUUUGCCUAAUGAGCAUUUGAAACCAAAUAAUACAACUGAUCAGCAGAAAGUAGUAAUGUUGGCUGGAAAACAAGCAGAGCAGUAGGGCUGGAGACUGCUGGUCCUGAGUUAAGAUUGACUUUCACAGCUGCUCCAAUUACCAAAUUGCACCACAAGAAGUCAGAUGAUUGUUGUUUUGAUUUAAAAUCAGUUAACGCCAACCUCUGAGACAUCAAGCUUUUGUAGCUGUGGGAAAAUGGGGACCUCAUCACCACUGAGAUGACCUCAUCAUAAGCUCGUAUGAAACUAUCCCAAGGUCUUCUGAAAGAUUUUUAGAAUUAGCUGAAUUUUGGUCAGGCUGCACGAGAAGGAUCCCAAACACACAAGCAAAUAGAAGGUCUACCAGAGAACAGUGAAGAAGGUAGCGUCAAGGUAUAUUGAAAUGUGAUCUCCAAGAUGUUCAGUGUUGUUCAUGAGUAAAUGCCAAAAAAAAAACUCAAAGCAUUACAAAAGUAAUGUAAAAAUGUUAGCUGGGUUUCCCAAAUUACCCCAAGAUUGAGAUUUUAUACACUUCAUAAAUGAAGUUAAUUUAUUGCAAUAGCCUUUAUAAUAAUGGCUUGUUAUUCACAUAAUCUGGAAAUUUGACAAAGAACUUUUUAUUGAGUCAAAAUUAAAAAUUGUUGGAUUAUUUGUGGUGAAUGAUGACAAACAUGUAUUUUUUUGAUCAUAAGUGGUUAAAAUAUCAACUCUGAAAAUCUGAAGUUUAGCAAAAAAAUGUCCUGUGGUUUUGUGGAUUACGGUACCCGGACGUCAAAUUCAUAAAUGUUUGAAAAGCAGACUUAUGACCUCAUAUUCUCUUAAACAGCUUUUAUGAAGUUAAUUUUUUACACAUGCAAUCAACACCUUCGUACAAAUUUGUGCAACAUUUUUUGUACCUAAAUUAUCAAAGAUCUACUAAGAAGCCCAUUCUAGAAGCUGACCUGCUGCUGAAGCCCCCCCCCAAAAAAGUUAGUUUACUAAUAUCAGAUGCCAAAAUUAGGUACAAAAAAAUCAGUUCAUGAUUUAUUAUUUUAUUUUAGAAAUAUUUAGUUCAUUUUUUAUUGUGCUUUGUUAUAAAAAGAGCAUUUGUUAUACAAACAAUUUUUAAGCCGUCACAAGUGGUGAACUUGUAAAAGUUGUGGUGUGUACAUACUUUAUGAAAUCUCACUCUCUGUGUAGUUUAUGUGUGAUCUAUAUUCAUGUAUGGAUAUUUGAAUUUGUAGCUAUUUAAACUGCUAAUUAAAAGACAAAUGUAAACCAUAAAAUGAUGAUGUAGUAUGAUGUGAAACUAGAUUGUUCAACUCAAUCUUAAAGUAGUUUUUUGGUUUUGUGUACACUUUAUAAGCACAAAAGCUGAGUUUUUGCAGAAAAGAGUUUAAAAGUAAAUACCUUGUACUACUAAUAAUUAUAGUAAUAUACGUAUAUGUGUAUAUAUGUAUAUAUAUAAUUCUCUUCUCUCUUCUCUGCACAUUAAAAAACAACAAAAUAAUAAAUAGUAAAUUCUCUCCCAUCAUAGUGCCGCUGAGACUUUGAGGGCUACAGCUCCUCACACGUCUCACAGAUUGCCCUAAAACUGAGCAGCUGUUUGUGUCCUGCCUGUCUGUUUCUCAUCCAGUAAUAAUGGAAAAAAACAAACACAUUUCUACGUCUUCUGCUGCAGCUAAACAUAUAUCUGUGUUACUUUUUCACCAGAACAGAGCUCCCUUGUUUAUUGCAGGAAUUGUGUUAAAAAAAUAACCCAUGAUCGGGAAAUCCACGGAGUCUGAUUACAGACGGUUUGUGGCUGUAAAACUCCUCACUGCCUAAAUACACUUUUCUCAGACAGACAUGAACGUUUUAACACUUUUUUCUUGUUUAAAUUCUCAUGACUUACUCAUAACUCAAAUUGUCAUUUCAUUUUUAAAUCAAAGUUGUUUUAUGUGACUCUCUGCUUUCUCCCGAUCUAGAAAUCGCUAUCAAGUUUUCAAGAUUUCAUCCCAAUAAAACCCUUUGGUGCACAUAAUUUUGCAGUUAAUCUGACUAACAUAUUUAAAAAAAUACUCCUUUGUGUCUUUAAACUAAUUACAGUCAGAAAAAGAAGUUAAUCUCAAGGUCAGGUAAAGACAGUAUCAUAUAAAGAUCCCUUUGUCUGAUACUGUCUUUAUCAGUGUGAUAAAGAUAAAGACAGUAUAAUGUCAAGAUCCCUUUGUGCUCCAUUCUGCACCUCAAGCUUGCACACAAAGGCUAGAACUAUAGCAAUGACCCAUGUGACCCCAAAAACAAACAAUUGUAUUACAAGCAGGUAGGAUUUCACAAAAAGCUGAAAAUAUCGUUUUUGCUCAGUAGAACAUAAAAUAAAAACUUACAACUUU
Molecule: messenger RNA, 7184 nt
Organism: Oryzias latipes (Japanese medaka)
Lineage: Eukaryota; Metazoa; Chordata; Actinopteri; Beloniformes; Adrianichthyidae
Gene: npnta
Product: nephronectin a
Cellular component (GO): membrane
Molecular function (GO): calcium ion binding
Source: RefSeq, a predicted model, not a curated record